This is a messenger RNA of Cherax quadricarinatus, 3612 nucleotides long. RefSeq names its product protein CASC3. NCBI's taxonomy places the organism in Eukaryota, Metazoa, Arthropoda, Malacostraca, Decapoda, Parastacidae. The record is from RefSeq and is a predicted model, not a curated record. Gene Ontology annotation, molecular function: mRNA binding. Gene Ontology annotation, biological process: mRNA processing. Gene Ontology annotation, cellular component: exon-exon junction complex.
GAUUAGAUACAUACUGGGUCCAGGUCCUGAGCCACAACGUUCUCUUAGCUUAACUAGUUGUGGUGGUAAUAACACCUUUACCAGAAUAAUAGACUCGAUUGCAGGAAUAACGAAUUCAGAGUGAAAUGGGAGUUAAGUUAUCUAAAUUUAGUAUGUGAGGGAGGGAGGCAGUAGUGAAAGAAGACAAACAUGGCGGACAGGAGGAGACGGAGGAAACUUACCUCAGGUGAAGACUCUGAUGAGUCAGAAGAUGAUCCUACUGCCCCUCGCAAGUCACUCAUUGGUAGCGAUGGAGGUGAGAGUGAAUAUGAAAGUGCUGAUGAGGAAGAGCUUGGAGAAGAGGAGGAGGAGGAAGAUGACGAGCUCAUUAUCAUGCCAGAUGGGAUAGGAUUAGGAGAGGACAACAAACAGCUGGACGAUGAUGAAGACCGAAAAAACCCACAAUAUAUCCCAAAGAAAGGAACAUUCUAUGAGCACGAUGACCGAACUGCUGCUGAAGAUGAUGUAGAGAAACCGGUCGAGGAGCCAAUAGUGAAAAAAGAAACUGGUAAAAAGAAAGUUUGGAAAGAGGAUGAUAAGUGGAACCACGAUAAGUUUAAUGAAUUUGAUCAAGCUCCCAAGAGCCGAGAAGAAUUAGUCGCCGUGUAUGGUUAUGAUAUCCGAAAUGAAGAAGGUCCUCCCAGAGCUCGCCGUAGAAGACGUUAUGGACGUGGCCCUAACAAAUACACUCGCAAUUGGGAAGAUCUGGAUGCUUAUGCAAAACCUGUCCGUGGAGCUAUACGUGGUGGUCCUGGAAGAGGAGGAUCCAGGUCCUUGACUGGCAGCCGAAAAACUCUUGAUAAUGAUGAAGAAUUCCCGGCACUGAAUUCUUCACAGUACAAAAAACAUGAAGAUGACAAAUAUAUCGAAGAAUGUAGCAAGUUUGAAUCUCAUUCUCCACGUGAAGAGCCACUAGGAACAAUUAUGGACAAUUUGCAUGCAGGGGAAAAUGAAAAUUAUAAACAGCAGCCUGUAGCACCACUGGCUUCACAGCAACAGCAGCAGUCACCACCACCACAGCAUCAACAUCAGCAACAACAGCAGCUACAAAAGAAUGCUGGCCCAAGUCCACAGCCUCAAGAUGUACGUGCUGAUGGUUAUGGUGGCCGUGGCAGAGGGAGUAGGGGUCGUGGCAGAGGAUCAGCUCGAGGUCAUAAUCGAGAACGAGAGCAAUAUAGAUAUAAUGAGGAACGAGGGAGCCACAAUUAUCAAGACAAUAGGUCUAGUGGCCGUGGUAAUCGUGGUGGACAUCAACAGCGUUUACCUCAACAGCACAAUUCACAUGCAAGCAGAGAUGUGGAAGAGAUAACAGCAGAGUUGAAAAACAUUAGUGUUAAUUCACAAAAUAGAGAAGAGCCAUUCAGGAAUAAAAGUCGUGGUGGGGGAGGAAAUGUGGAUAACCGACGCAGCUCAGUACCUCCACGACUCCAGGAAUCGGUGGCUGCCGCAGCUAAUAUGCAAGGUCGAGGAAACCGAGGUGGCAAUGCAUCUCCUGGUGGAGAUGGGUCAUCCUCUCGACCAAAGCGAUAUUCAUCUCAGAGACAACGCUCUAUCCCUGAGCAACAGGUUCCACCUUUCCCACAGCAACAUGGUUAUAUGGAUCCGGCUGUAGAUACGAACUAUCAGGGAGGUGUGAAUGAUGGAGGAAUUGUAACUUCACCAGGCCACACAGUGACAGCUCCUCAUACCCAGCAUCCAUUGGCUGGUGGUGCUCCUCCUUCGUUUGUUCCUCCAGCCUUUACUACGUCACCUCCAACAUUUCCACCAGAACCUUUCUUAGGACGGCCCCCAGCCCCUCGGCUCUUCCCACCAGUCACGCAGUCACCACACAUCUUUGGUCCUCCAGUGGCGCCACCACCUGUACCUGGACCACCUGUUGGUGGUCCUCCUCCAGUGGCAGGUCCUUUGGGUGCUCCUCCAGUGGGUGCACCCCCUGUCCCUGGUCCUCCAGUUACUGGCCCACCAUUCUUACCUCCUGAGAACAUGAUUAAUUAUGGUGCACAUCCCGGUCCUCACCCUGGAUCUCUCCCAGGAGCUGCUCCUCACCCACCUCAGUUCCCACCAUUCCAGGGUUACACUCCUGGUCCUGUGUCACAGCCUGGGGAGAUCUAUAGUAACGGGGUGACGUACUACAACACAGAAAGCCAACAGCACCUGCCUAGAAGUAUCCCACCAUUACAGAAGAGACCUAAGGCAGCAAUCCCAAUAGUGCCGCCUCCUGAGCGGGAAGAUAAAAAAGGAGUGUGUGUUGCACAAGAUGAAACUUCAGCACCAGUUGGGCUGGAAAGUGGAUCACAAGAUCAGGAGCACUUCAGUUGCCCUAGUAAUGGUGAAAUUUCACUUCAAAAUGAUCAAAAGGAUGAACAAAAUGAGCCUAGAGUCAGUAUAUGUCAGUCCCAACCAGAAACUUUAGAGCAGGCAUGCAAAGAAGUUUUACAGAAAGAUCUAGCUUCCUGUGAUACUCACAUACAGUAUGACAUUAAUAGAGAAACUUCCUCAGAUGUAGUUUCUGUCCAAGUUGAUUCAUCUGAAAGCAAUAUAAAGUCAUCUAAGGAACUAUCAUCACAACCACAACCAUUUGAGUCUUUACCGUCUGAGCAAAAUUUAGAAAGUAAUAAAGUACUAACAUCUGGUCAGGUAUCAGAAACACCAGACACAGCAGUAGCAGCUUCAUAAUAAUUUUUUCCUCCAUUUUAAUGUUCCCAUUUUUAGGACUGGAAGAUAUUUAUUGGUGACUAAACAUAUUUUUGCCGAAGGGGAAGGGGGUCUCCAGUCAUUUUAAAUCUUAUAUUUCUGUAUUCUCUUAAUUGUAGACAAAUUGCUUUUCACUGCAUUUUAUAUCACACAGCUUUCUGAAAUAUUUAGUUUAAUUUGGCAAUUGUUGCAUUUAUUAUAUGCAUAAUGUUAGAGGCAUAAUCUGUAUCAGUGAAGAUAGAUCCUCACAUGCUCUGGUAGCUGGGUCUUUUUCAUUAUCAAAAAUAUAUACAUACAAUUAAAGAGAUGUUUUAAAUAUUUUUGUGCAGCCUUUUCAUUUUUUGGAUUAUAAAAGUGUCCCUUUAUAUUAAUAUGUUAGUAGAUGGGAAUAUGUUGUUGAAUGGCAAGACUCUUUUUAGCUGUAUGCAUUGAAUACAUGAGUGACAAGACUUCAGUGGACUAAGGUAAGCAUAAUUCAAAGUACUUAAGGCAGUUCAGUCUAUUAUCACUUCAAGAUUUAAAUAUAUUUGAAAGUCAUUUUUUGAAAUUAAACUAAAGGGGAAAAUCUUGAAAUAUGUAUUUAAUGCAGGAAUUUAAACUUGUUUUCGAAUAAUGUCUGUUGUUUAUCCUGGCCAGGUGAGAGCAUUUAUAUAAAUUUUUGUAAGGGGUAUGGAAGAAUAGAAACAUUUAUUCAGUUAUGGCAUGUGCAUUAUUUUUUUACAUUGAGCUUAAAGGCAACAUUGAAAAUUUCUCUCAAAAUAGUCUUGCAUAUUAAAUAAUGAAAACCUCAGAUGUUUAUAAUUGGAUUAUAUUUUAUUUGUUUAGAUACUUGUAAUAUAUUGUAAUUGAAUAUAUUUGAAUGAUAUAAUAUUUUUUUUA